CUUAAUUCUGAUAGGCUAAGAAGAGUGCCAGUCACUCCGGCCUGUCAAGCAAACCCCUCCUUCCGUGUCCAAGACACUCCGGCGCUGAAAAGAAGAGCUGAAGACCUAUAAGUAUUGCACUGUAUCUCUCUAUUAUCAGCAUAGGAUGGUGUAGCUUUCGCCACAUAGCUUGCUGACUGUUGUGGCGAGGCCUUCAAAGGUCAGAGUGAUGCUCCUGGCCCCCCUGCUGAGAUUGCUGCUGCUGCCGUUUCCAUAGAAACCAGGUACGAUAGAAACGGUGGGCAGAAAGAAGUCAAGUCGCAAGAAAAUGACGUCGCCGUCGCCCACUCACAGUGACAGUAGCUGCUCCUCUAAACAUGACACCAACCAGGAUGGCUGGGAGAUUGUGGAGGGGCUCAGGGGGUUUCCUGCCAGUAUGCAGGAGCCUGACAAGCAGGAGGGCAUCCUGCUCAAGAGGAGGAAGUGGCCCAUGAAGGGAUGGCAUAAGAGAUACUUUCUGUUGGAAAAAGGCAUCUUGAAAUAUGCAAAGCGUGGAACUGAUCUUGAGAAAGGAAAGCUUCAUGGCUGCAUAGACGUUGGCCUUUCUGUCAUGUCGGUAAAGAAGAAAACCAUGUGCAUUGACCUGGACACAGAGGAUAACAUCUAUCACCUAAAGGUGAAGUCUGCAGAGCUGUUUGAGGAGUGGGUGUCAAAGCUGCGUCAUCACCGCGUGUUUCGGCAGAAUGAGAUUGCCAUGUAUCCCCAUGAGAGGCUCCUUUUGCACCCCCAUGCCUUGUCCUCCCCCUCCCUCAAUGACUCCCUGAGAAAAAGGCUUACUCUCACCAAGCAGGCAUCAGUUCACCAGGCUAAAGUCAGUUCUUGGCUCCACUCUUCAGGGGACAUGGAUAAGUGCUGCAAAGACUUGGAGGCAUGUGAAUCACACCUCCUUGAGCUCAACCUGUUGCUGAAGAGCAUGGAGGUCCUCCAUCGCACAUACUCAGCUCCAGCCAUCAGUACACUACAAGCAUCCACAUAUGACAUUCCUAAAAAGGAGAAGAGGCCAAGGAGGUGGCGAUCCAAAAACAAUGGCAAAGAAACCAAAUCCACGCUACAGGUCUCGAGCUCUGAAUCUUCCAAGUCCCCUCGUUUCCACGCCUCCAACCCCAACCUUUCCACCACUGAGUCCAACACCCAGGAAGUCUGUGCCGAAACCCCUGACUCGCCUACAGACAUGUCACAUUUACAGGAGGAGUUCUGCAGACUGGCCAGCAAUAUCCACUCUAUACUGAAGUCGGCUUUUAGUUCCCUGGUAGCCGAGAGAGACAGACUGAGGCACACCGUCGACCUACAGGCCCCUCAGUCAGCACAAGUCAUUAGCUUAAAGACAUCUUAUGCCUCAGAAUGUCCAGACGGUUCCCAGUCCUUGGUCCACCAAGUGUCCAGUGAGAGUAGAUCAUCUAUCCCAGAGUCAAUGUCAGAGUUCUUUGAUGCUCAGGAGUACCUCCUUUCCUCUUCCUCCUCUGAGAAUGAGGUGUCCGAUGAUGACUCGUAUAUCAGUGAUGUCAGUGAUAGCAUCUCCAUGGAUACGUACAGUAACGAGGGAGGCGGCGAGAGGCACAACUCUGUCAGUAGCGUGGGGACCCUGACUCGUCGGCGCACCAAUCUGCCAUCUCCCAGUCCCACCAGCAGUGUCAGCCUGUGGAACAUCUUGAAGAACAACAUUGGCAAGGACUUGUCCAAGGUGGCCAUGCCAGUGCAGCUCAAUGAACCACUCAACACUCUGCAGAGGCUAUGUGAGGAGCUGGAGUACAGCGAACUGUUGGACACUGCCAACCAAACCCAGGACCCUUACCAACGCUUGGUUUACGUUGCAGCAUUUGCAAUAACUGCGUACGCAUCCACCUACUACCGAGCAGGAAGCAAACCCUUUAACCCUGUCCUGGGAGAGACGUACGAGUGUGAUAGACCUGAUAAGGGCAUCAGGUUUAUAGCUGAACAGGUGAGUCAUCACCCACCUGUGUCAGCAUGUCACACUGAUUCAAGGAACUUCACCUUUUGGCAAGAUGUCCGAUGGAAAAAUAAAUUCUGGGGCAAAUCUAUGGAAAUUGUUCCCAUGGGAACCACACAUGUCACACUGCCUGCCUUUGGGGAUCACUACGAAUGGAACAAAGUGACAUCCUGCAUUCAUAACAUUCUGAGUGGGGAGCGCUGGAUCGAACACUAUGGAGAGAUGGCCAUCAAAAACCUCAACAGUGAUGUGUGCCAUUGUAAAGUCACAUUUGUUAAGGCAAAAUCAUGGAGCUCUGCAGUGAAUGAGAUAGAGGGUGUUGUUACAGAUUCGAAAGGAAAAGUUGUACACUCCAUUUUUGGAAAAUGGCACGAGUCUGUGUUUCAAGGAGACCCACCUUCUGCAACGUGUAUCUGGAGAGCAAACCCCAUGCCAGUGAACCAAGAGCAGUACUAUGGCUUCACCCAGUUAGCAGUGGAGUUAAAUGAGCUGGACUCCAGCCUGCAACCUCUGCUGCCCCCCACAGACACACGCUUGAGGCCGGACCAGAGGUUGGCGCUCAUUAUUUGUCUGAUGUUGAUUCCUCUGUCUGUCCCUAGACACCAUUCCCACCCAUUUAGAAAUCUAAUACUUUACUACUUUUGUUACUGUUGAAACGUCUAUUCUGGC
Molecule: messenger RNA, 2656 nt
Organism: Monopterus albus (swamp eel)
Lineage: Eukaryota; Metazoa; Chordata; Actinopteri; Synbranchiformes; Synbranchidae
Product: oxysterol-binding protein-related protein 3-like
Exons: 20
Coding region: 308-2641 (777 amino acids)
Cellular component (GO): nuclear membrane; perinuclear endoplasmic reticulum; plasma membrane
Molecular function (GO): cholesterol binding
Source: RefSeq, a predicted model, not a curated record